This is a messenger RNA of Heterostelium album PN500, 1497 nucleotides long. RefSeq lists its product as uncharacterized. NCBI's taxonomy places the organism in Eukaryota, Evosea, Eumycetozoa, Acytosteliales, Acytosteliaceae. Bases 1 to 1497 code for a protein of 498 amino acids. The record is from RefSeq and is a predicted model, not a curated record. The transcript is spliced from 4 exons.
AUGUUAUUGAUAGAUGAUCAUGGUUCAGAAUUGAUUAGAGCUAAAAUGAGAAUUUGUAAUACUUAUAUUUCUCUAUUAGGAAGGAUUUCACAGCAAGAAGCAAAAUCAGUAGAGGAUGAGCAAAAAGUAGAUGAUGAAUAUCUAAUCACUAUCGAAGGUAUCGAUUUCUAUGAUCAUAAUUCAUUGAUAAACUUCAACAGAAUCUAUAAUCUAUAUUAUCAAUGUUUGGAGAGUGGAAAUGAUAGUUUAAGAUCACAAUGUGUAAAGUUCUUUGUAGACUAUCAUAAGUACAAGUUUAUUCAUUAUUUCGAUGUUCAAGGUUAUAUCAAGUUCAUUGUCGAUGUCUUCUUUGAUCCCGAGUUCGAUGUAUUCAGCAACAUGUCAUCGUUUUACACUGGUUCUCAUUUACCAACGAUAGAGGAUAUUUACAAUAGAAUAAUCAAUGAUAAAAGAAAACUAAAUGAUAAUGAUCACCAAUUAAAGAAAAGAAUAGAGAUCUAUCAAGAAUGUUGUUAUUUCUCGAAAUUAGUUAGUUUGAAAUUCGAUCAUACCUACUUCUAUCAAAAGAUAUUGAAUCCAAGCAAUGAUAAUACAGUUCAAGAACAAAUCAAUCAAAAUGAUGAAAUACAAUUGAAGAAGAAUACAAAUACCAUAUCAAAGAUACUUUCAAAUAGUUAUUUCGAUUGGCAUGGCUCCAUGAAUCUUGAGAGUGAAUAUUCACUUGUCAAAUCACCACCAUUCUACUUUGAUUAUGAAUGGAUCAAGUUCAUCAAAUAUGGUUGGAGUACCGAGCGUAUCAAUCAAAUGUUUGAAAGAGUCGAACUUCUUUUAAUAUUCUCUGACGAAUAUGAUCGUGAUAGAAGCGGUAGCAAAUCAGUGCAAAGAAGAUAUUUUCGUAGUCAAACAUUCUCUCAUUAUGAUCAAGAGCUUUAUUGUGAUUCUAUUGAACACGAUGGUUACUUGGCACACCUUCCAGCAAUGCCGAAUCUAAAGAGAAUCUAUUUCGGUGAAUACUAUGGAUAUAAAUCGAACUACAGUUCAUUUCUAACAUCGAUAUUGAAGAACACACCGAAUGGUGAUGGUCAUGGUAUCGAAUCAAUCGAAAUCAGUAUCCACAAAGAUUGGCUCGACAAUCCAACCUAUUCUAACUUGGACUUCCUUGAAACACUGUUACGAUUACACUCAAACACAUUGAAAUCAAUCGAAAUUAAGUAUAUAUGUUCAUGUGAUGAUGAUAUGGUGGGAUUAAUUCGGAUAUUGAAAGAGUUCAUUCCAACAAUCGAAGAACACAGUUUCUCAUUCAAAUUAUGUGCCAACUAUGAAAAACUAGAAAGAGCUUGUAAAGAUGAUAAAGAUAGAAAAACCCCCAUUUUGCUUUGUCUCUUAGUACUGAAUAUUAGAACGCUGCUUUCAAUACUCUUAAGAAUCAUAUUUUCAAUUCUUCUACUUAUUUGUUUAUGUAUUCUUGUCUACAAUCUCAUCUACACUGUCAUUUAA